Cuculus canorus (common cuckoo) is the source of this 807-nucleotide messenger RNA. Its product is annotated as probable cation-transporting ATPase 13A5. Gene Ontology annotation, molecular function: P-type transmembrane transporter activity; polyamine transmembrane transporter activity. Gene Ontology annotation, biological process: polyamine transmembrane transport; intracellular calcium ion homeostasis. Gene Ontology annotation, cellular component: late endosome membrane. NCBI's taxonomy places the organism in Eukaryota, Metazoa, Chordata, Aves, Cuculiformes, Cuculidae. The record is from RefSeq and is a predicted model, not a curated record.
UGCAAAACUCAAUGCUGGUGGAGGGUCCUGUGCAUUUCUGGAAAUGUCUCAUCCUGUGGGGCUCUGCUCUGUUGUUUUACUGGAAGCCCAAGUGGGAUGUGUGAGUAAACUGCAUCCACUACAUCUUGGCAGAAGUGGAUGUUUUUCUGCUCAGAACAACAGCAGAUUUUAGACCCCUUCCAUGUGUGCCAAGCCUUCACCCUCACGCUGUGGCCGAGCCAAGGCUAUUCAAUAUCCAUCAUAAUCCUGUCAGUCAUUUCUGUUGGCUUAAUUGUGAACAACCUCAGAGAGCAGUCUACCAAGCUGCACGACCUCACUGAGGAGCGUAACAAAGUGCAGGUUACAGUCUGCAUGAAGACUGAAGGUGGCAAAGAGCCGGAGUCUUGUGACUUAGUUCCUAGACACAUGUUUCUUUUAGAUGAAAAACUUGCUUUCCUAUAUGAUGCAGUCCUGGUUUCUGGAAGCUGCAUUGUGAAUGAAAGGAUGCUCACAGGUGAAAGCAUACUGAUUACUAAAACCGCCUCGCCCCCAGAGAGACCAGUGCCCUGGAAAACCCACAGCAGGGAAGACUAUCGCCAACAGAUAAAGCUGAUGGGCAGAGUGUCAGUGAGAGCUAUAGUGCUUCAAACUGGGUUCAAUACAGCAGAAGGUGACUUGGUGAGAUGUAUCCUCUACCUCAAACCAGUGAACUUCAAACUCCACAGAGAUGCCUUGAAGCUCAUCAUAAGCUCUGUCAUUGGCAUGUUUGCACUCAUCUACACCGUGUCUGUGUUUGUGUUCUGCAAGGGAUGCAGACACCAUCUCUGA